This is a messenger RNA of Guillardia theta CCMP2712, 228 nucleotides long. RefSeq lists its product as hypothetical. The transcript is spliced from 3 exons. Bases 1 to 228 code for a protein of 75 amino acids. NCBI's taxonomy places the organism in Eukaryota, Cryptophyceae, Pyrenomonadales, Geminigeraceae. The record is from RefSeq and is a predicted model, not a curated record.
AUGUUCGAGGACCUCAAGAUUGGCAAGUAUGCAUGGCUUCAGGAUCCUGGAAACAACACGUGGUGGGCUCACUCAGGAGGAAUCCAUCCUGCCAUGCCUGGGGACAAGACCCCCAUCUUGAAGAUCGGUGGAGCGCAGAGCUGGAAGACUAUCUUGGGAAACCAGCACAAGGACAGCGACGUGGGUCUUCAGUGCCCGAUGUGCUCUACGUUGAAAAAUGCGUUGUAA